Messenger RNA from Eriocheir sinensis (Chinese mitten crab), 2017 nucleotides. RefSeq lists its product as uncharacterized. NCBI's taxonomy places the organism in Eukaryota, Metazoa, Arthropoda, Malacostraca, Decapoda, Varunidae. Bases 36 to 1997 code for a protein of 653 amino acids. The record is from RefSeq and is a predicted model, not a curated record. The transcript is spliced from 7 exons. Gene Ontology annotation, molecular function: heme binding; iron ion binding; monooxygenase activity.
GUCAUCCUUCGUCUCCAGAGUGCCAGAUCGUCGCGAUGGGAGGAGCCUCAAUGGUAUCGAAGGGGAAGGUGGAGGUUGUGGCCGCGGCGGAGGCGGAGAGAGGCGCCGAGGCUGUGGCGGCGGCGGUGACGUGCGUGCUUGUGGUGCUGUGCUGCCUGCUGGGGGCGCGCUACCUCCGCCAGCGGCACCAGUACUGGCGGCGGCGCGGCGUGCCCUGCCCCCCCGCCACGCCGCUGCUGGGGCACACCCUGGCACGCAUGGGGCUCACGCGGCCCUUCACGGAGUUCUUUGAUGAGCUUUACUACGACUACAACGGCCGUGACUACUGCGGCUUCUACGACUUCUUGAAGCCCGGCCUCUUCGUGGGCAACCCGCAGCUCAUCAAGACCAUCCUCGUGCAGGACUUCCAGUAUUUCGCGGACAGACGCACCUUCGAUCUGGCCAAGGUGAGCCCCGUGGCCAACGACAUGCUGACCAACGCGCGGGGGACGCACUGGAGGAGAAUAAGGAGCGCAGUAUCGCCGGCCUUCACCAAGAACCGGACCCGCCGCCUCUACCCCCUCCUUCUGCAGCGCGCCAGUCACUUCCUCCGGCUGGUGCGCUCCAUAAAGCAAGACCAACAAGAACAACAGGACCAGCUCACCCCCGCGCCCAUGUCCACAAUAAGAGACGCCACGGAAGUCGAGACAGUGAGAGGAACAGUCAUGGAUGCAACAGAACCCGGGCUUAGCGGUGCAGAUAAUGCAUGUGUCGAUAUGAGUAAGGAAAACGUAAAACAAAGACCCAAAUACUCAAAGAAAAGGACAGGAGCUGGCGCCUCAAAAGAAGAGGACGCCAUGGAAAGGACAAUAGAGAGUAAAGAAAACGAACAGGAAUCCAAAUACUUCAUGAAAAGGAGAGGGGCAAGGGAGGCAGAAGAGGACGACAAGGAAAUAAGAGCAACAGAGCGCAAAAAAUAUGCAGAACAGGGAUCAAACUAUUCAAGGAAGAUGAAAGCACCGGAGGAGGCCCCAGAGAGCAUAAUAACUCAAACUAAGGAAUUGGGUAUGUCAGCGCCACAGGGAAAAAGGCAGCAAACAAUAGCAACAAGAACAACAGCAACAACGACAGUAACAGGAAGGACAGCUAAGCGCCACACAGCACACACGAAACACAAACAAAUAGAUCCACAACUGAACGAGGAGCUUAGACCCACCUCGCCUGCAACGGACACUGGAAACACACGCGUAGCCACUCCAGCAACACACACGCAACAGAGGGACGAGAAACACGACACCAACAACAACUCAACCAGAAGAUCAACAGCCACAGAAGUUGACACGGAAGCUCAAACAGACAAGAAGACACACCUGAUGGAGACAAACACAGCCGCCACGACACCUCGGAGAAGAAACACAGCCACAGCCACAGACACAGACGCAGCGGACGGCCCGGCAACAAGACACAAAGGCGGCGAGAAGCCAACACAAGAAGAAUUAAAACGAAAGGAUGAUAUCGAGGCGCGGCGUGUGUGUGGACGCUACACCAUGGACGCCAUCGCCUCCUGCGCCUUCGGGUUGGAAUGUGAGGCGCUGGACAAGGAGGCGGCGCUGUUCCCUAUCAUGGCAGCUCGCGUCUUCCAGCUGUCCCCCACCCGCGCCCUCAAGAUGCUGCUGGUGGCUGUGAGUCCUAAGGCGGCGCAGUUGGCGAGCGCUGCGGGACUGCGGUACACGAGCGAGGAGUUCACCUUCUUCCUGAGAGUAGCCAAGCACGCCCUGGCCGCCCGCCGAGCCGCCCGCACCCCUCGAGGAGACUUUCUGGACCUGCUCCUCGAGGCCACAGCGCAGAGCAAGCAAGGCCUGAGUGACGAUACCCUCGCUGCCCAGACCAUCCUCUUCCUGCUGGCUGGCUACGACAACACGGCCAACACGCUAGCUAUGAGUCUACACCUGCUGGCCCACCACCCGCCGGCCAGGGCAAGGCUGCGUAGGGAGCUGGCCUGUGCCGUUCUCAAGUGAGUGAAAAAAGGGAAAAAAUA